Molecule: messenger RNA, 2243 nt
Organism: Pseudomyrmex gracilis
Lineage: Eukaryota; Metazoa; Arthropoda; Insecta; Hymenoptera; Formicidae
Product: putative fatty acyl-CoA reductase CG5065
Exons: 12
Coding region: 498-2033 (511 amino acids)
Biological process (GO): long-chain fatty-acyl-CoA metabolic process
Cellular component (GO): peroxisome
Molecular function (GO): alcohol-forming very long-chain fatty acyl-CoA reductase (NADP+) activity
Source: RefSeq, a predicted model, not a curated record
CAUCAUUGUUCCUCGGUCCUCUUCCGCAUUAAAUAUGCUGAAUCGGCCAUUUUGAAAAGUAGUCGUAAGUAUAAAAGCGGUAAAAAGCAUAGGCGACUAGUAGAGUGCGACUAGUAGAAUAGCCGAGACGUCAAAAAACGUGACAAUCCCGACACUUUUGUGAAGUUGGAAGAAAGAUUGCAGCGAUACUAAUUUCGAAGGACAGUCCGCCGCAUAAUGUCCCUGUAUACCGCAAUUGUGGCACCNUCUCCCGCUCGCCGUCGCAUCUCCACUUUUCCUCUCAUUACCUCCCUGCCCCGUUGUUCCUUUCUGCCUGCACAAACAGGUUGAACUCCUUCCGCACGCAGCGCCACUCCUUCAAACAAUUCCGUCAAUGCAGCCAACGUUCUGAUGCGCUGAAUUCGGGCUUGAUUCCGCAGCACUGGAUCAGGAAUUCCUUCGAUUCCGUAGUCAACGAUCUCGGACUCUUCAAUUCUCAGUCGGUUGCCCAGUAGAUCAUGGAUACAAUUAGAGGUGAAUACACAAAAAGUCGACAGACUCCAUUACAACAAUUUUAUGCAGACCAAACUAUUCUUAUUACAGGGACUACUGGAUUUAUCGGAGCAGUCUUACUUGAAAAAUUGCUGAGGAGUUGUACCAAUAUUUGCAAAAUUUAUCUGUUAAUACGUCCGAAGAAAGAUCAAAAUAUCGAAAGUAGACUGAACGAAUUAAUUGAAAAUCGAUUAUUCGAUCGAGUAAAGAAAGAAGUUCCAAAUUUUCGACAUAAAAUUGUGCCGAUUUUCGGUGAUCUUUAUAACGAAAACUUAGGGUUGUCUGAACAUGACAGGAACAUCUUAAUUCGUGAAGUAUCUAUAAUCUUUCAUGUGGCGGCGACAGUACGUUUCACUGAGAAAGUACAUAAAAUAAUUAUAUUAAACGUCGUUAGUACCAAGGAAAUUUUAACACUUGCAAAACAGAUGCCAAAGUUACAAGCAUUUCUAUACACAUCCACUAUAUAUUCAACCACUUACAUGAAACAUAUUGAUGAACGUUUCUACACAUGUCCGAUAGAUCCCGAUUAUCUGAUCGAAUUGUCACGUAAUUUGUCUGAAAAGGAAUUCAGUGAAAGAAUAUAUCAAAUUAUGGCUGAAACAAACAUCCAAUGGGUGAAUAAUUAUACAUUCUCGAAAGCCGUUGCAGAAGAGCUUCUUUCUAAAGAAAGCAAAAAUAUACCACUUGGGAUAUUUCGACCUUCUAUAGUCGUACCUAUCGCUGACGAACCAAUCGCCGGAUGGACCAACUCCUUUGGUGGACCAAUGCUAAUUACAACAUAUCUUCAGUCCGGUAUCAUGAGAGUUGUAUGGUGUAAUGGCGACGUACAAGCACAGAUAGUACCCGUUGAUAAAACUGUAAAUGCUUUAAUCGCAAGUGCAUGGGACGUUUAUAAUCAAUUUAGGUUAUGCAGAAACAAUUCCAACACGAGAAUCUAUAACUGUAUUACAUCUGAUAAUGGACCGAAUUGGCGUGAAUUUCUUACCACCAUAGUAACAUUAAAAACUGUAUAUCCCGUAAAUCAUACACUAUGGGAACCAAUGGUUAUUAUAAAAUCCCCAAAAAUUAUAUACGAUAUUUAUAUUUUGUUUUAUCACUUAUUUCCUGGAGUGUUUAUGGACAUUGCAAGAGUGAUCACAGGUCAUCAACCAAGAAUACUAAAAAUGUAUAAGAGAAUCCAUAAAAUAAUGAAAGAAAACAGUCCUUUCAUCCUUAAUGAAUGGAUUUAUAAUAACCACAACGUUCAUACAAUGUGGAAUCGCUUAAGUACGCAGGAUCAACAAUUGUUUAAUUUUAACAUGAAAAAAUUUGAUUGGGAAACCUAUUUUCUCAAUUAUUGCAAAGGCAAACGUUUGUAUUUACUAAAUCAAAAUAAUAGCAGUUUAAAAAGGGCUCUCACUAGACGUAAAAGAUUUUAUUAUAUGCAUCUACUACUGAAAGCCUUCAUCAUGAUGUUAUAUUUUGCUGCUUUUUGGAAACUAUAUUCAUUAAUAACUAAAUAAUUUGUCUAUACGUACUGUGCGUUUGUGGCACUUGAUCUCUUGUUCCACGAUCAUCUGCAAUCACUAGUCAACUGGUUCACAGUACAUAUCGCAUUAUAGCAAUAUAUCGAAGACCUGUAAGAUAAGUAUAUUCCUGCUAAAAUUUUGUGUGUAUGUGUUUAAACAUUAAAUAUAGUAAAUAAAAGUAAAUAAAAAAAAAAUUAAUAAAUA